Molecule: messenger RNA, 5497 nt
Organism: Coregonus sp. 'balchen'
Lineage: Eukaryota; Metazoa; Chordata; Actinopteri; Salmoniformes; Salmonidae
Source: the annotation of a GenBank genome assembly
CAAGAGUGACAUGUUGUUUGUCCAAUCACUGGUCCAGUAUAAAUUGAAAACGCAGUGACAUAUCCAAAUAUUUUUUUUAACUAACCAUAUCUCUUUACACAGCUGCCGGGCGGGAUUUCCGCGAUAGCUAAUAAUAUGGCGAAGACUUACGAUUACUUGUUCAAAUUACUGUUAAUCGGCGAUUCUGGCGUCGGAAAGACUUGUGUGUUGUUCAGAUUUUCAGAAGAUGCCUUUAACUCAACGUUUAUCUCGACAAUAGGUAUGUGCAUUUUGUAAGUUUUCUGGUUCGAAAAGUUAUGCAGGAGAGGGGUAGCUAGCUCCCGACCCCAACUAGCAAUAUUGGUGGUGAGCGCCCAUCCUAACGAUAGCUAGCAAGAGCUUGUUUGGUUAGCAUUCAGUUCUCCAGCCAGGAAACAACGCCAGGAAACAAUAAUCGGCUUGUCACACUGCUCGCUUGACAAUAAAACCAGCACUUCAGCAUCCCCGGCAUACCUAACAUUGAGAUGUUCAUGAGUUUUUGUAGGCGACGUCACCAGACACCAGCUGAUUCCUUAGCUAACGUUGGCUGUCAAGUGAGCAAGUAGCCUACUCUGACUAACUACACUAUAUAUACAAAAGUAUGUGGACACCCGUUCAAAUGAGUGGAUUCCGCAAUUUCAGCCACACCCGUUGCUGACAGGUGUAUAAAAUCGAGCACACAGCCAUGCAAUCUCCAUAGACAAACACUGGCAGUAGAAUGGCCUUACUGAAGAACUCAGUGACUUUCAACGUGGCACCGUCAUAGGAUGCCACCUUUCCAACAAGCCAGUUCAUCAAAUUUCUGCCCUGUUAGAGCUGCCCUGGUCAACUGUAAGUGCUGUUGUUGUGAAGUGGAAAGGUCUAGGAGCAACAACGGCUCAGCCACAAAGUGAUAGGCUACACAAGCUCAGCGCGUAAAAAUCGUCUGACCUCGGUUGCAACUGAGGUUCCAAACUGCCUCUGGAAGCAACGUCAGCACAAUAACUGUUUGUCGGGAGCUUCAUGAAAUGGUUUUCCAUGGCCGAACAACCGCACACAAGCCUAAGAUCACCAUGCGUAAUGCCAAGCGUCGGCUGGAGUGGUGUAUAGCUCGCCGCUAUUGGACUCUGGAGCAGUGGAAAAGCGUUCUCUGGAGUGAUGAAUCACACUUUACCAUCUGGCAGUACAACGGACGAAUCUGGGUUUGGCGGAUGCCAGGAAAAACGCUACCUGCCACAAUGCAUAGUGCCAACUGUAAAGUUUGGUGGAGGAGGAAUAAUGGUCUGGGGCUGUUUUUCAUGGUUCGGGCUAGACCCCUUAUUUACAGUGAAGGGAAAUCUUAACGCUACCUUAUACAAUGACAUUCUAGACUAUUCUGUGCUUCCAACUUUGUGGCAACAGUUUGGGGUAGGCCCUUUCCUGUUCCAGCAUGACAAUGCCUUCGUGCACAAAGUGAGGUCCAUACAGAAAUUGUUUGUCGAUCGGUGUGGAAGAACUUGACUGGCCUGCACAGAGCCCUGACCUCAACCCCAUCGAACACCUUUGGGAUGAAUUCCAACUUCGACUGUGAGCCAGGCCUAAUCGCCCAACAUCAGUGCCCGACCUCACUAAUGCUCAUGUGGCUGAAUGGAAGCAAGUCCCUGCAGCAAUGUUCCAACAUCUAGUGGAAAACCUUCCCAGAAGAGUGGAGGCUGUUAUAGCAGCAAUGGGGGGACCAACUCUAUAUUAAUGCCCAUGAUUUUGGAAUAAGAUGUUCGACGAGCAUGUGUCCACAUACUUUUGGUCAUGUUGUGUAUCUAGCUAGCUAAUCUAGCAGUGAAGUUCCUACACAGCAAGCAGUCCAAUUUUAGCUGAAAGAGUUUGCUACUUAGUUCAAACCAGUCACUGUUACAUUACAGAAAGGAUAGCUCUAACUACAGGUGUGGUGAGGUUUCCCCUGAUGUUUUGCAGAAAUGUACAUUGAAGUCCUUGACUUCCUGUGUGUGGCUUGCAACAUCAUCUAAAAAGAUGGGCCUCCCUAGCCAGACCCCAGUCACUCUGGACUUUGAGUCAUGCAAAUAAGUACUUGCUAGCUUCCGAGCAAAUGUUGAAUGUAGUCUACUUUUGCCACCUCUGCAUAAACAGUGCUGUACAUCAACGUCAAAUGGUUGUUUCAAGGAUCCUUUGUCAUUUGGAACUCUGUUAGACAACAGUGAAAUAUAAAUACAUUUAAAAUUGUCUCUCUGUUAGGUAUUGACUUCAAAAUUAGAACAAUAGAACUAGACGGGAAGAAGAUCAAGCUACAGAUAUGGUAAGACAGCCCUUUGACUUCUUCACACAAUGUCUCUUAAAUUAUGUCUUGGAAAGAGCACCUUGGGAAUGCUCACAAUUGGCCUAUAAUUCAACAAGUGGGUUGAUUCAGGGAUAGGCAUGAAAGGCUCUCAUUGUGUUGUUCUCUCCCAGGGACACAGCUGGCCAGGAGCGGUUCCGAACAAUCACAACGGCAUACUACAGAGGAGCGAUGGUCAGUCGCCUUGCUUCUCUAUGUCACUCUCACAAUGUCACAAAUGUACUAAGCAUAUGCCUAGCUAGCUAAGAACUUAGUUUGGAUUUAAAAAAUAAUGUUCAGAGACAUUCAUGGCAAUCAGUGCAUCACUAAUAGAUUCCGCACUAGUCUGAGCCUCUCCCUUUAUUGUUGUAAAUGAAGCAGUACAUACCUGAGAUCAUCCAUGGGAGGUGGGUACAAUCGCCCUGGAAUCCUGUUUAGGCCCUUUAUAACAAUUUGCUAUCCUCCCAAGUGUACAGGUUUCUCAGGUUUAACGGGAUUCUAAUAUCUGACAUGCUCUGUUAGUGGUUGUUUACUAUAUGUUUCUGUUUAUUCUUCCUCCCCAGGGCAUCAUGUUAGUCUAUGACAUCACCAACGAGAAGUCAUUUGACAACAUCAAGAACUGGAUAAGGAAUAUAGAGGAGGUAGUCGUCAGAAAUUGUAACAUUUAUAUCUCUGUAGGAGAACAGAAUUGAGUGAAAUUGAAGGUGUUGCAUUUCUCUAUAAAUACUAUGGAUGACUCAUAUCCUCUCGUCCUGUCUAGCAUGCCUCUGCAGAUGUGGAGAAGAUGGUGCUGGGCAACAAGUGUGACGUCAAUGACAAGCGACAGGUGUCCAAAGACAGAGGGGAGAAGGUGGGUGAUCACUGACCAGUAAAUGAAAAGUAUCAUAUCAUAAACUAAAUAACUAAAUAGUGUCUAUACAGUAGAUGUAGAUUUCUGAUUGGGCUAUUGUCCAUGUAGCCACGCAAGGCCACCUGAUCCUGCGUGCUUACAUUAAAACGCUGCAUCCAUGCAGCAUUUUAAUGUGAGCUUGAGGGAUCAGGUGGCUUUGCGAGGCUACAUGGACAGUAGCGCAAUCAGAAAUCUACAUGUUGUCUGAGGUUUUUUGUGUCCCUCUUAUCUCCUGUUGGUAGUUGGCGUUGGAGUAUGGUAUCAAGUUUAUGGAGACCAGUGCAAAGGCCAACAUCAACGUGGAGAAUGUGAGUUGUAGUGGGGUAAAAUGUCAUAAGACUAUGCAAAAUAAUAUGGUCAAAGUCUAUUAAACCGAAUAACUGGAUUUAACAUUAUAGUAAAACCAUUUGCAAUUAUGCGUUUAGCUGACUAAGAUCAAGGAAUGGUCAUGAGAAGAGAAUAUCAAAGCAAGUAUUAUACUUUGUAAAAUGAAUGGAUUCACAUUAGAGGUCUUCACGGGUCCAAAAAGUUGGACCCGUUCCGAAAUGGAUCUGGGGCUUUCCCACCCGGACCCGAUAUGCAUAAAUAAAUGUUUUAAAUAUAGAGACCCGUUCCGAACGGACCCGUGGACAACUAGACCCAUUCCGUAUAGACCUGGUCGGCUCCAGACCCGGUCCGAUCCGAGGUGAGGGAAGCAGCAGAAAAUGAAUUGUUUAUGCUACUUUAUUAACCGGAGCUGAUAAAGCGCGAGAGGAGGGAGAGCGGUGCCGCUCUCGCAGGCAGGGGAGGGGCCGUACUGUGAACGAGUGACACGGUGAAGAGGGAGGGUAGAGACGGCAACCAACCAAGCCGACUCGCGCUAUAGUAGACUAAUGGCUGCUAUAGCUAGUUUAUUUAUCAUCAAAUAUUAUUACGUAGUACCUGUCUUGACUGUAUCAAACCGGGAGAAUCUAGCUAGCUAGCUAGGCUAAUUGCGGUUUCUCAUCCUACAGUUACAAAUAACUCCAUUCAGAAUAUUAAGUAGCAGCCUACCUGUUGGCUCUUGGUCGUUCUAGCCUAUCCACCUUCCGUCAUUGUAAUUACAUCUUCCAUUGAUUAGAUGUCUCCUAACUUUUGACAUGCACGGAGGCUCUAUGACUAGCCUAUUGCUGCUUUGAUGGCUUAUGAUUGGCCAACAACAAAAACAAGCUACACUUGCCAUGCUCCACUCUCGUGAAAAGCAAGAGCAGUAGCAUAAAUGAUAUGUCUCUGUACUGCAGCAGUUGCGUUCGGAUCUGUAUUGGCCCUUCCGGACAAGUCGGUUAAAAUUACCCAUACCAGUGACAAUCAUAUCAGAUCCGACCCAGACCUGUGACAUGAUUUAGAAUUCUGGAUCCAGACCCGCUCGAGUUCGGAUCUCGGGUAUUCGGGUACAAGUGGAUCUGUGAAGACCUCUAAUUCACAUACAAGGCAUACAUCUUAAGUUACAAGGCAAUACUAGAUCCUAAGGUUCACUUACAAGACAAAGCAUGAACAAAGAGAUGUCUACUAGGCCAGAGUCCUAGAAGCCUAGGAAAUUAGAAAAUAUCAUACAACCGUUAUCCACUAUACAGGAUAAGAGGGAGAACAACAGACCUUCAUUUCAUUUAUAACAUCUGAAGGUGUAAAACCAACCACCAUUGACCAAUCAUACAAUACCAAGUUUACAGUAACCUGAUCACCCAUGACAAUGUCUAUAAGGCUUGUGUGAAGGAUGAGACCAAUGUAAAUAAGACAGAAUUCCUGAAGACAAUAAAACCCUUUCGUAUAGAGUAAUUUUAAAGUUCACCCUGUACAGAUACAAGUUACCACAGAGAUCAUACAUCCGUAUAGCUAGCUUCAUUUGCCAUGUAGACCCAGGUGACAGGGAGCACACCGUUUAGGGCCGAGCCUACAGAGUUGACUCAUUCCAAGCAGUUCUAAAACCAAUGGGAGUACAGUAAUUGCUGUGAUGUCACUGUAGGUUAGUGAAAGACGAUGCACAUUGUUUUGUCUCUCUUUGAUUUGAUCUCAGUUUGCCCUGUUUUCCCCCCCUGACAUUUUCAGGCAUUUAUGACCCUUGCCAGAGACAUCAAGGCGAAAAUGGACAAGAAACUGGUAAGUGUGUGUGGUGUAGUAUGUGCACAUCUAUUUUAGAUGGGCUAUAUAUAAUGUGUGUGCGCUCCGCUCUGACUUACAGUGAGUGUAUUUGUGUGUUCCAGGAGGGCAACAGUCCUCAGGGCAGCAGUCAGGGGGUGAAGAUCACAGAACAGCCCAAGAAGAGCAGUUUCUUCCGCUGCACCCUC